This is a messenger RNA of Lachancea fermentati, 393 nucleotides long. The record is from the annotation of a GenBank genome assembly. NCBI's taxonomy places the organism in Eukaryota, Fungi, Ascomycota, Saccharomycetes, Saccharomycetales, Saccharomycetaceae.
AUGAAAUAUUUCAAAGGGUUCUAUCGAUGCGUGAUUAGAUUUGGAUUCAUGGAUAAAGUUAAAAUUGAUAAUAAGUUAGUUGCCUCAAUUUUAGAAGAAGUGGGUAUUCAAGACCCCGAAUAUUUUUAUUCAGCGACCGGAACCCCUCCUAUAAUGCCUUUGAAUGUUUUUCCCAGAGAACACAUCAGGGGGAAAAAAAAGUUUACGAGUUUUGAAUUAAAAACUGAUUUUUUUACAAAAGCUUUGCCAGGAAUACUCACUGAAAAGGUCAGAUCUUUCAUUGUGGAGAGAUAUUUUGUUCCUCUUCAUAGCAUACAAACGGUGCAAUCUUCUCUUGUUGCAAUUGAAUGCAAUGAACGUAUCAUGUAUGUUGGAAGUGACAUUGAAAUAUAA